ACACGUUCUCCAACUGAAGCUACAACAAAGAAGAACCAGAGAAGAGCUGGUUAACCAGGGGAUCAUGCCACCACUGAAAAGUUCAGCUGCCUUCCACGAGCAGAGACGGAGUCUGGAACGAGCACGGACUGAAGACUAUCUCAAGAGAAAAAUCAAGACUCGACCGGAGCGAUCAGAGCUGAUCAGGAUGCACAUCCUCAAGGAGACGUCAGCGGAGCCGUCACUGCAGGCCAAGCAGCUGCAGCUGAAGAGAGCUCGCCUCGCCGACGACUUGAACGAUAAGAUCUCCCACCGGCCCGGGCCCAUGGAGCUGAUCCACAAAAACAUCCUGCCCGUUCAUUCAAGCAUAAAACAGGCCAUCAUAGAGACGCAGUUUCCGAAGGCUUCAGGUGAGAAUUCGUCUUGUGAUGAGGACAGUAAUGACAGUCUGUCUCCAGAACAGCCUGUGAGCCAGGACUCUCCUCUGGCACCGGGACCCCUGCCCUCUCCAGCAGACACACUGGCUGGAAGCAGCAUCCCUUCCCCAGCACAGGUUCCUCCUCCAGCUCCUCCUCUUCCCAUAGUUUCAGGAUCCUCUACAUCACUGAAGCUGACCAAUGGCACGGCGUCUAUAUCUGUCCAGAGAACAAGUGUUACUUCACAAAUCAAGACCCAGCCUAAACCGAACUCCGACCGCUCCGCCCAGAGACACAAGAAACCCAAGGACAACAAGCCAAAGAUAAAAAAACUGAAGUACCAUCAGUACAUCCCUCCUGACCAAAAGGGAGAUAAAGAGCCUCCUCCUCAUCUGGACUCAUCCUAUGCCAAGAUUCUCCAGCAGCAGCAGCUCUUCCUUCAGCUCCAGAUCCUCAGUCAGCAGCAGCAGCAGCAGCAGCAACAGCAGCAGCAACACUACAAUUACCACGCAAUCCUGCCCGCGCCACCCAAACCCCAGACGGAUCAGCAGCCAUCGUCAUCCUCCAAUUCGACGGCGUCCUUCUCCCCAUCGUGGCCUGUCGCUGCUCCUUCGGCCCUGUCCAGUCAACAGAGUUCUGCUCCUUCAGACGGGACCAAACCAGUGUCUCUGCCCCCAAACCUGGACGAAAUGAAGGUCGCUGAGCUUAAGUCUGAGUUGAAGCUGCGUAGCUUGCCAGUGUCCGGAACCAAAAACGACCUGAUUGAGAGGCUCAGGACCUACCAGGAGCUGAACGGAGGCAGUGACACUACCGCCUCUACAACAGCAGGGGGUACCACUGGGCUGGGGGCUGAAGGAACAGGGAAAGCCUUGAAAUCUACUGCCACCAGCACUGGUAACAGCAGCUCACAGCAGCAGUUUCAGAGCCACCAGCCAUCCACUCUGGUUACUCAAACAGCUGGUGUUGGUAACAGUAUAGCCUCAUCUACAGCCACUCCUCAGCAGCUCAUCAACUACAACGCCGACGUCUCCCCCCCGUCCAGGUCCCUCCCUCCCCCUGAUCGCUCACCACCCGCCAUUAGCCUACAAGAUACCAAAUGUAAAACUGAUGACUUUGGGGAAAUGUCAUCUUCAUCAUCUGCUCAGCUAAUCGUUAACAUUAAAGAAGAGCUGCCAAGCACCACUCCAGAUCCAGGGUCUUGCCAGUUAUCUGCGAAGCCUGUUUAUUUGCAGAAACAUUGCCCAGUUUCAUUGGCCUCUCCUGAACCAAAAACUACAUCUCCAGUUGUGACUAUGGAUAAAGACAAGAUGUUACAGGAGAAGGAUAAGCAGAUAGAGGAGUUGACGAGGAUGCUGAGGCAGAAACAGAGGCUGGUGGAGGUUCUGAGGAUGCAGCUGGAGCACGGCAACAGAGGACAGGAUCAAGGGCAGGUUUCAGAGACUGUGGUUCUGUUCAGAGUAAAAGAAGAACCUCCUGACAAACCCAGUGUCACCGUUUCCUCUGGCCAUCGACCAUUCCUCCCUGUCACAUCAUCUCUUUUAUGUGACAUAGAUGCUGCCAAAGUAACUAUCAAACAGGAAGCUGCAGAGUCAGAGGGAGAUGUGUCUGAGAAUAAAUUGCCAGACACUCUCGGAUCACAGUCUCAUUCCCAAAUUCAGGAAUCUCAGGAGCAGAUUCAACUCCAAACAAAGUCAGAGCAGACAAACGCGCACAAUAGCCAAGAUCAACAGGUUCGACAGCAGCAGGCGACUCUGCAGCUCCAACAACAGGCCUUACACCGACUCCUCCUCCAGGAACAGCAGCAGAAGAUUCAGAGCCGCAAUCAGAAGUUGGAAAACCAGCAGAACCUGCAGAAAAUGUCUCAGCAGAAGAAGAAGAAAUCUCAAAAACAGCAGCUGAAACAGCAGCAGCAGCAGCAGUUGCAGCAACAGACGCAGUUGAAGCAACAGAUUCUGCUGAAGCAGCAAAAGGUGUUUUUACAGCAGCAAAUCAAACAGCAGCAACAGACUCCGAAAGAGACUAAACCGCAACAACAAGUCCAGAUACAGACCAAGAUACAGCUAAAGCAUCAGCAUCUGCAGAAACAACAGGUGCCGUCAGCCCAGGUGCCUCAGGUGUACCUUAAUCAGCAGUCAGGCUCCACCCCCUCCUCCUCCAUACCACUGGAUCUUCUAAAGAGCGACUCCACCCCUACCCUUGUUACUGACAGCGACGGAAACCACUUCCUGAUUUCACUGACCAGUCACGUCACUGAGAACCAAACACCUAAUGAACCUGAGAGUAAAGCCCCCAACCACAUUACACUGCAGCGAUUACAGUCUACUCCCACCAAGCUCCCAAGUCACAACUCUAUUCAGCUGCUUGAAGCUGAUAAUGAAACCAAACAGAUUAUGCACACAGGAAGUCUGAAACAACAAAUCACAAAGGCUCAUAACAGAGGACUUCAGGUGUGUGUGGACCAGCCACAGCCAGAGGUCACACACAGUUUGUCGGCACCUCCCACCCUGCAGCCUUUCUUCAAGGACCAUGUGACCACAGGGAAAAACCCAGCACUGUCGCCCCCUCAAACUAAGAUCUGUCCUAGUAUGGAUUACUUGUUCAGUCCUCUGUCUCCAGCGGAUUCAUCACCUGAUACUAAAGAUACAGAGCAUGAAGAGGAUUUCAUUGACAUCAUUCUGCAGAGAGGAGAAAUAUCUUCCUUCAAACCAGCUCCUGACCCUUCCCUAGACCAUCUCCAUUCCUCUGCCUCUUCUCCCCCUCCCUCCCCCUUGAAGCUGCUGCUGUCUCCCCCCGUCCCGCCCGGCUGUGACACCCCCCAGUCUACCACAGCACGGCACCAGGCGGCCGAAGCCACAGAGGAGACGCCACGGCUGAGUAGUAACGGGGGGACCGGACGCCUGGAGGACUUUCUAGAAAGCACCACCGGAAAGCCUCUCCUGGGAGUGGAGCCCGGAGGCAUGUUGACUCUGAUCGAUGACCUCCAUAGUCAAAUGUUGUGCACUCCAAGCAUCCUAGAUCACCCCCCUUCUCCCAUGGAUACGCUGGACAUGGCAGUGGAGCCCAUCGGAGGCUUGGGAGAGGACGGGUUGGACAGUAUGGACUGGUUGGACCUGACCAUGGGUGAAAAGACCACCGAGGACUCCCCCACACUGGCCCCUCUAGGCUCCCAGACACCACAGAGUGUCUUCUCCACUGACUUCUUGGACAGUUAUGACCUACAGAUACACUGGGACUCCUGUUUAUAGCAUCGAACAAACACUCACACUUACAUCACACAGGCUGCAGAGAAUCCACUGAUUAAAAAAAAAACUAUAGUUCUGUGGAAACCACUUCUAAGACUUUCCACCUGUGACCAUGGGGUUGGAUUUAAAACAGUAAUCAAAAUCAGUAAAUCUUGAGAAAGCAGAAAGAACAAGAAAAGCGCAGACCCCCCCCCCCCCCGUGUUUGUUUGUUUAUUUGUUUGUUAGCAAGAUAACUCAAAAAGUUAUGGAUGGAUUUUCAUGAAAUUU
Messenger RNA from Sphaeramia orbicularis (orbiculate cardinalfish), 3905 nucleotides. RefSeq names its product myocardin-related transcription factor A-like. Gene Ontology annotation, biological process: positive regulation of transcription by RNA polymerase II; smooth muscle cell differentiation. Lineage: Eukaryota; Metazoa; Chordata; Actinopteri; Kurtiformes; Apogonidae. Gene Ontology annotation, molecular function: transcription coactivator activity. The record is from RefSeq and is a predicted model, not a curated record. Gene Ontology annotation, cellular component: nucleus.